GGAAAUUAUCAUUAGUUGUUCACUGUCAAUUGAAAAGAGAACAUGCAAAGAGAUUUUAUGGCCUUUUACGCAAGAGAAAAUAGAGAAAACACAUAGAGAAAAUGGACCGAGGGCAUGAACGGCUUCAAAACCAGAAUCAUCUGCGAGAUUGUGUGGGUUUUAUCCAUUGGCUGCAGAAUCCCCGCUGGCAUCCGUCACUCAACAGCAGAGUCUGAAGGAAUCUGUAACUAUCCAACUUCUAUACAAUCCUACAAGUCCUUGGUCACAUAUGGGUUCAUAAUGGGCUUCAUCAUCCGCUUCUUGUUCAUUGCAUCUUCAUAUAUAGCUAUCGUAGUGCGAGUCAAAAGCCUCAAAAAGGUGGUGCAGCUCAGGUCAUUCCGGGAUAUUAUAGCUGUGGUCCUGGCCUUUUUCAUAUGCUGGCUUCCUUAUCAUAUCCACAAGUUUUAUCACAUACGUGCACAGGAGAAUCAAUGGAGUUAGUCGGCUAAAGAGGUUUUAUUAACAACUGAAGCUGUAGUAAACUGCCUGGAAUUUUUUAAACUGCUGUCGGAACCCCAUUGUGUUCAUGUGUGAUGAGUAUAAGAAGAAGCUUAAACAGUCUCUGCUGCUGGUGCUGGAGACGGCUUUCGCCGAGGAUCAUCUGGACUCAAAGCAAGCAAAAGACGUUACUAUCUCUACACCUGCCAGCUGCCAGGAUAAAAAAACCAAGCCAUUAAAAUUAUCUACCUUGAUGGCCGCACUGUUAUGACAUAUACCAGUGGUUCCCAAUCCUGGUCCUGGAGAACCCCCAAAACUGGAAGACUUUCUCCUUUGAAAGCUGAUAUUCAAAAUAGUUUUCUACAGAAGCAUAGUUCCCUUGUUGCAUCAUCACUCCACCCCACUCUCUCUUUCAAUAAGUAAAAGGGAAAUAACCACCAAUUGUUCAUGCAAAGACGUUGUUAGAAGCUUUGAUAACACACUUGAAGGAAGGACAGACAGGAAGGACUAAAAAUGGCCAACAACAGUUCGGGAUGUCAAAAUAUCACAGGUCAACAGUUGAACAGCUCAGAGUUUUCAAGCAUGGAAAUUUUCAAAAUAUUCAUAUAUUUUGUUGUCUUUGCUCUGGGUUUUGUUGGAAAUGGGCUCGUCAUAUAUGUGACUGGCUACAAAAUGAAGACGACCGUCAACUCCAUUUGGUUUCUCAGCUUGGCGAUUGCAGACUUCAUCUUCAUCUUAGUCCUCAUCCUCUACAUUGUUCAUGCCUUUAACAAGGCGGUUUGGCCCUUUGGUGACUUCAUGUGCAAGUUUGUAUCCUUCGUGACAGUGCUAAACAUGUUUGCCAGCAUUUUUUUGCUCACUGCUAUCAGUCUGGACCGAUGCCUGUCCACCUGGGUGAUUGUUUGGGCUCAAAACAAACGAACUCUGGUCAAAGCCAGGAUCAUCUGUACACUCAUGUGGGUUUUAUCCAUUGGCUGCAGCAUCCCAUUUGUCAUGUGCCGUUCAGGAGAGAAUAAAAAAUGUGCCUAUGUUUGCCCUAUAAACAUCACAAAGUCUCUGUUCAUAUACAGGUUUAUAGUGGGCUUUCUCAUCCCCUUCCUGAUCAUUGCAUCUUCAUACAUUGCUAUCGGAGUGCGGGCCAAACGUCUCAAAAGAGGAAAGAAGCUUAAGCCUUUCCGGGUCAUUAUAUCUGUGAUCCUGGCCUUUUUCAUAUGCUGGUUUCCUUUUCAUGUUCAACAACUGUCUCUCGUAAUUGCAAAGGAAAAUGAGUGGAGCAACGCUGUAAAAGUAUUCAUUCAAAUAGGUCCAUUCGUUAACUGCCUGGUUCAUCUCAACAGCUGUCUGAACCCCAUUCUCUAUGUGUUCAUGUGCGAGGAGUUUAAAAAGAAGCUUAAACAGUCUCUGCUGCUGGUGCUGGAGACGGCUUUUGCUGAAGAUCAUCUGCCUUUCCGAACAUCUCGCGCUUCCACAUGUUCACGCCUCUCAGAAACACAAGGUUUCAAGCAGACAAACGAAACAACCAUCUCGUCAUGUGGCAGCGGCCAGGAAAGCAAUACAUGCUGUUAGAAUAUCAGUCUCAGAGAUAUUCAUUCCCUAUGUAAGACUAAAGUGAUCUGAGAAAGUGUAUUAGCAAACUCUCCACAUCGCUGCCUUGAUGCCUGCCAUCUCAUUCCAGAGGUUCAAAACCAUAUUGUUUUAAAGACAAACUUAAGGUUUAAACGUUGCAAUUAAUGUGCCAUCAUUGUCAUCAAACUAAAAACAAUGAUUUUCAUUGUUGACUUUGACAUGCCCCCAUUUUCCAUUGGCUGGAAAAACUGAUAGCCACGCCCCAAACUCACGGCAUUGGUCAGGACAGUGUUGCUGCUUCUAGUUGGGUUGAAUAUUGUUUGUGUUGUUUAUGCUUUUAAUAGAAAACCUACAAAUGAUUUAAUUUACACUUAGCUUUCAGUUUGACAUAAUCUUUUCACUGACUUGUUUUACACAACCUUUUAGCCACAUUGUAAUACUGUUAAUAAAGAGCUAUUAUCUA
Cyprinus carpio (common carp) is the source of this 2506-nucleotide messenger RNA. RefSeq names its product C3a anaphylatoxin chemotactic receptor-like. Gene Ontology annotation, molecular function: G protein-coupled receptor activity; complement receptor activity. The record is from RefSeq and is a predicted model, not a curated record. Gene Ontology annotation, cellular component: plasma membrane. Gene Ontology annotation, biological process: phospholipase C-activating G protein-coupled receptor signaling pathway; positive regulation of cytosolic calcium ion concentration; complement receptor mediated signaling pathway. NCBI's taxonomy places the organism in Eukaryota, Metazoa, Chordata, Actinopteri, Cypriniformes, Cyprinidae.